Messenger RNA from Vigna angularis (adzuki bean), 930 nucleotides. RefSeq lists its product as uncharacterized. The record is from RefSeq and is a predicted model, not a curated record. Bases 1 to 930 code for a protein of 309 amino acids. Lineage: Eukaryota; Viridiplantae; Streptophyta; Magnoliopsida; Fabales; Fabaceae. The transcript is spliced from 2 exons.
AUGAGGGCAGUCCAGAGGAGACAACAAGAGCAAAGCGCGAGUUUAGGGCAGGAGAAAAAGGAGGGCAAGAAACCGUUCGUACCGGACGAGCGGUCGAAGGGCCAGAGGUACAGAGAUGGCCCGAAAGGGGCUAGGUACGAAAGGUACACCCCGCUGAACACGCCAAGGGCUAGAGUGUUGGAAGAGGCCCUGAAUGCAGAUCUGAUAAAGGUAAGACCCUCCCGGUCAUCACCCAAGGCAGAUGGAACUAAACAUUGUACCUAUCAUCUAAACAUAGGGCAUAACACCGAGGACUGCACGGUGUUGAAGGAUAAGGUGGAAGAACUGAUCCGAGCGGGUCAUCUGAGGAAGUUUGUUAAGGAGGAACGAAAGACGAGAAGUCCACCCAGGAGGGCUAGGGUGGAGCGAAGUGAUAGGAGAGAGGACAGGCGUCCCGACCGUAGGCGGAGUAGAAGUCGCAGCCAUGACCGAUCGUUGCGAGGAACGAUAAACACCAUUUCGGGCAAUUUUGCGGGAGGGUCGUCGGUGUUUGCGAGGAAGAGAAACCUGAGGGAGCUUAAAAGUGUCCACAGGGUAGAUGUGAGAAAGCGCUCUAUGCCGCCAAUCACGUUUACGAAUGAGGAUUUCCACGCUCCCGAUCCAGAUGAGGACGACCCGAUGCAUAUGGACAUAUCCGAAGAUCUGAUCGCCCCGUACAACGAACAGAUAGUAGGAUUUUCGGGGGAAAGAGUAGAUACAAGAGGAUAUGUGGACCUUAGAACAUGCUUGGGAACUGAGUGGAGUAAAGAGGUAAAAACCAGGUUUUUGCUAGUGGACGCGAGUACCUCUUAUAAUGUGCUGUUAGGACGACCAUGUCUGAACACAUUCGGGGCAAUUGUUUCCACACCCCAUCUCACGCUCAAGUUUCCGUUGGACAAUGGAACUAUAUGA